This is a messenger RNA of Hyalella azteca, 2046 nucleotides long. RefSeq lists its product as uncharacterized. The transcript has 7 exons. Bases 232 to 1740 code for a protein of 502 amino acids. Lineage: Eukaryota; Metazoa; Arthropoda; Malacostraca; Amphipoda; Hyalellidae. The record is from RefSeq and is a predicted model, not a curated record. Gene Ontology annotation, molecular function: zinc ion binding.
GGAAGGCUACAAUAGACUUUAUUUGCGCAGUAGCAUGUUAACUUCUUGGUUAAUUCGAAUGAAACGAGUUGCCUUUUUUUGGAGGAAAGAAGUGAUAUCUAUCAAACAAGCGUAUUAAACCAACAGAUGCUGGAUCAAUAACUAUCAUUUAGAAGGUGUAUGUGAAGUGUACCGAUAUUUUUUGGGUAAAACUCAAUUAUUUUUAAAUGAAACUUCAAAACUCUUCACAAGAUGGCAAGUGCGACGAUAGAGUGCGACGUUUGUAACGAGAAAUUCGACUCGGGCAACCACAAGCCGCUUUGCCUGACCUGCGGCCACACGUUUUGCUUUUCUUGCAUUACAAAUUUACUAAAACUCUCUGGAACCAAAAAUUGUCCAAAAUGUAGGAGACAAUUUUCCCAAAAAAUUGAUCAAAUGUUGGUCAACUACGCACUGAUACCUUCAGAAAACACGGCUCGCCCGCAUCCCCCGAGCUCGCUGUCACAGGCACCGUGCCUCCAUCAAGAGAAGGCGCUGGAUUACCUCUGCGUGGAUUGCUUGGAACUCGUGUGCUUCACGUGCACCGAGGGUACACAUAAAAAUCACACAAUUGAGUUAAUAGAUGGCCUACUUCAUGAAAAUGAAUCUGUUUUGAACUCGUGGACAAAAAUACGGACCACAAUGCGCGAUAAAUUCGGGCGCGUUAAUAGCCUAGUCUCCGUAUCUGACGAUAUAUUGAGUUUGAUUGAUGAAAUGAAGACUGAAUUUCAAGGAUGGAAGAAUUUGCUGUUGGCGCAAAAAAUGUCUACAGCGCAAGACCUCCAGGCCUGGGAUGUCUCGGCCAGCAGUGUGAUUGAGAACAAGCGACAUGAAUGCAAAGAAAUGCUUUGUCGUCUAAAAUUGAAACCUCCAGAAAAUAUGGAGAUACCAGAAAUCAGAGCGAGGUUGUCUGCAGCUUUGAAGAAAUGCGAUUCAUUACAGACAUACGAGCUACCAACAUAUGAGCCCGGCGUGCCCUGGACAGUCACCAGCAGGGCUGAAGGAGAGCGAGCUGUCGCCAGCCUGUCCAUCAACAUCAAGCCCAGUCGCCUCGUGGUGGUGUCCACCCACACCCGCCCCAUCCCGGGGCUGGAGGACCUGCUGUACCGCCUCUGCUACCACCAUGCCGGCGACAUCAGCCUGCUGCCCCUGGACUUCUUCUGGAGGCUGGCAGGACAGGCGGAUGGCGGCAUAGGAGCCAUCAUCGACAAAUUUAGUGACCGCCUGGAUACCAUGUACGGUCAUCCUAGUCAAGUCGGGGCCUAUUUAGACAAGCGAUGUCCCGCCGGAAUGCAGAGUGAGGCAACUAUAGAGGGGCCUUGCAGCAUCGGUGUACGUUUUGAUGGCGACUUAUUCGGGCGUUCUUUUUUGUUACCACGGAUAAUUGACGAUGCUUGCUGUGUGCGAGGAAUGGCUCGCAACAUCAGCUCAAAUUUGAGGAAGCACGGUUAUAGCGUCACCCGCUGGCACUUCCCAGACCUCUGCGACGAGGACUUGAACUGGAUGAUCGGCAUCCUGCACCAAUUCAGGGAUUCUCGCCUGAGUCUGGUCUUACCGAGAAAUGGCCUCAGCGCUACGGGCACUCGUCGGCUGUUCGAGGAGCUCCCUCAAAUCCGGGAGGUAUACCACGACCCUGGCGCGGCGCACCUGACGUCAGCUGGCAGUGCACCUGAUCUCACCUUCAUCGAGUUGUCAACGAACAACAUCAUUCAAUGGAUGUAAAAUGCUGCGGCCUGGUAGUAGGUUUUUUGCGCGGUUGGUGGAUCGCUAAUUCCCGGGCAAGAUAAUUGAGACCCGACCUGGUCAUCAAGACAUAUUAUCACUGGCGGUCAUGCGGUGAAAUGUAGAGAAACUGCAAAAUAAAUACUUUUAAAAAUCAUCCAUGGCUUAUGGAUCUUGUUAGGUUUAUUGUGUUUUGUGUCGUUAAUCGUAUAAUAAUAGUACAAUAGUUAUUUACGGACUAGGAUAUGGUUGAUACAAUAUUAUAUUGUCACCGAAAUUGUUAUUGUAACUUGGAAAGAAUUUCAA